Messenger RNA from Theobroma cacao (cacao), 1439 nucleotides. RefSeq names its product centromere protein O. The record is from RefSeq and is a predicted model, not a curated record. Lineage: Eukaryota; Viridiplantae; Streptophyta; Magnoliopsida; Malvales; Malvaceae. Gene Ontology annotation, cellular component: kinetochore; Mis6-Sim4 complex.
CUUCCUCCUCCUCUUUCUUCUUCCUUGUUUUAGGGCUUAAUACAAAGAAAACAGACCGCAAUUAGUCGUCGAGUUUGGGUCCCUUUCUCCGAAUUGCUGCAGAUUGGUGGCAACGCUUGAACUGCACCGAACAACUGAUAUCCAGUUAUGGGGGAAGUGAAUUUUAUGCAAGAGGAAGAUUUUAGGUUGGAGACUACGCGAGCUAGAUUUGAAAAUGUUGUCAAAAGGCAUGCCCAACUGACAGACCGUCUGUCCAGGGAUUCUGAUAAGAUGAUAUUUGAGCGUCUACAAAAUGAAUUUGAAGCUGCACGAGCUUCUCAAACUCAAGAGAUUAAUUUAGAUGGUGAACAGUGGAAUGACGGGCUAUUAGCUACAAUAAGAGAGCGGGUUCACAUGGAGGCUGACAGAAAGGCAACGUCUGGGGACAAAAACAACAUGCCAACUCAUUUCGAGGAAAAGAUUACUUAUAGAAUUGGUAGCAAGGUGAUAUGCUGUUUGGAAGGGACAAGAAUUGGCAUAUUAUAUGAGACAUCUUUUGCAGGGGAACCUUGUGAGCUGUACCAUUGUGUGCUUGAAAGCAAGUCAUUUCUUGAAAAGAUGACUGUCAUUGAACACACAAUUCCUUUCUUCCUGCCAAUACGAGAAGCAGAAAAUGAUCUUCUUUCUUCUAAUGCUAUGAGAUUUAUAGAUCAUAUUGGAGAUUUAUUGCAGGCUUAUGUGGACAGACGGGAGCAGGUUCGGCUUAUUAAGGAAUUGUAUGGAAAUCAAAUAGGAGAGCUGUAUCAUAGCCUUCCAUACCACAUGAUUGAAUUUGUACUAGAUGAUUCUGAUUGCAAAGUAACAAUCAGUCUUAGAUAUGCAGAUCUUGUUUCUGUACUUCCAACUCGAGUAAGAGUUCUAGCAUGGCCAAUGCAUCAGUUCAAGAAAAGUCAUACAAGCUCAGCUAUUUUGAGCAGGAAAGAAAAUGGAGCAAUGAGUUCCCAAGCUGUUCCAUCUCGUUUGUCUUAUGCAGAGGAUGCCUUGAGAACCAUGAGCUUACCGGAAGCAUAUGCAGAGAUUGUGUUGAAUCUACCACAAGCCCUGCAGCAAAUUAUCUCAGCUUAGGAGCCCGAGUUAGCUCUUUGCUUCCUUGUUCAGAAGUUUCAGUGUGUACAAAGCUAUAUAUACAUAUAUAUUGGAGCAUGGUUGUAUAUUGGCAUGGAUUGUGAAUGAUUGGGGUACUGUUGGUUUUGUAUAGGAACAUUCCCCAACCUUAAAACCCUUCUUUUCUCUCCCUUUUGUGGUUCUUUUUCAAGUUUUUGUUCUUUUGCAGUUAUAUUUGUAUUAAUCUCUUUAGGAUUGGAAACAAUUGAUUGAGCCCAAAAGUGAUGAGCAAAUUGUGGUACACAUAGUUAAACCACAUUGUUUAUGCUUUUAUUUGUAGAAUUAUUCUUCAAGUA